This is a messenger RNA of Solanum pennellii, 1777 nucleotides long. RefSeq lists its product as uncharacterized. The annotation marks the transcript as partial. Lineage: Eukaryota; Viridiplantae; Streptophyta; Magnoliopsida; Solanales; Solanaceae. The record is from RefSeq and is a predicted model, not a curated record. The transcript has 2 exons. Gene Ontology annotation, molecular function: phosphoglycerate dehydrogenase activity.
CGCUCCACAUGUCCCCUUGCUUCUUCUUCUCUUCCCUUUUCACCUUUUCAAUUUUCUCUGAUCCAUAGCCUAAAUUUUCCUCAAUUCUCCGUCACAUUCCCCUGCAAAUUGAAGAAAAUUUCAGGGUUUAAUGGUAAUCAAGGUGAAGAAUUACUGAAGGCAGCUUAUAAAAGUUCAAACUUCACAGGAGGUUGUUUGGAAAUCCGUUUGUUCUACGUACGCAUAGUGUCCGGCGCGGUUGACGUAGUUCCGAAUCACCUUAUACUUCGUCACCUGCGCCGUGAAAUGGGUGUUUCGUUAGAGAUUAAUGGGUGUCGAAUUCCAGCAUCCGACACCGUUUGCAUCACGCUACGCCGUGACAGGGUUGAUAAGGGAUCAUCAGAGGUGACGUAUGUUAGCACUGACAAUGUUAGAGUUUCUGGGACGGUGGAAUUUGAGGUACAUGAAGAGAAAGAGGAGUUAAAGGAGUUGAUACUUUGUGGGUCAUUGGAAAGAGUGGAGGGUACUUGGGAUAAUGGUAAUGGGACUGGGUGGAGUAUGGAUUGUUACAAUCCGGCGUCUUUUGGGAGUGGUGGAUCAGUGUUUUUUCAAUCAAAGAUUCGGGUUUCGUCGCCAUCGAUUGAGGUUUACGUCGCGGGUUGUUGUUCUGGUGUGCCUUUGAUUCUGACCAAAACGAUUCAGGUUAGCCCCAGGAGGAAGUUGUCUAGGCAUCGUGUGUUGGACUCAAUUCCUGAGGAUGAGGGGGUUGGGAAGGAGCACCAAUAUGUCAAUGGAUUCAUUCCACAACAAAAACUGCCGAUCACAGACUCCGAGUUGGAUGAUUAUGAGUCAGAAGGAAAAGCUGGACAUGGCUUUUACUCAGAAGACAUGUACUAUGGUGAAGAUGGUCAACUCUCCUGGUUCAACGCUGGAGUAAGGGUUGGAGUGGGGAUAGGCCUAGGGAUGUGUGUCGGUGUCGGAAUUGGGGUGGGGCUACUUAUGCGCUCUUAUCAAGCAACCACUACAAACCUGCGGAGGAGGUUCUUUUAAGCAUGAGAAUUUUUUUGCGAGUAAACUGUGGUCGUUAUUGACUUUGAUUUGAAGAUAAAAAUCAAGAUCGCUAAUGGUUGUUGUGAUGUUCAGCAUCCAACAGUAAGUAGGCAAUAGAGGAUGACAUAGUGGAGCCACUGAGGUGUGACAUAAUAUAAAUCUCUGGAGUGAAUAUUAGUUCUUGAUAUACUGAAGCUGCAAAAGACCCUCCAUCAAAGACUUCUAUCGAAAUGUUGACUGAUGCUAACGUGGAUAUAGCUGUAUUUGAAACCAUUGGGAACAAUGUGUUUAUAGGUAUAGUAACGUGUUGUGUUGGGCUAUGUUGCUCAAACUCUCGAAAAAUGUCGACGGGUGCGUGUCGGGUUCGCAAAAAAGUAGUGUAUUUUUGGAGAAUCUGACAUGGGUACGGCACCAAAAUGAAGUUUUUGACAACUAAGGUGUUGGGGAAGAUGAGCUGUAUUUAGAUGUAAGUUUUUCAUACAUCGUCUUUUCGAGUAAAGUUUUUCUGGGUAGCUAGCGGGGGAUGCUGCUGACAUCUUUUUGGGUGUUGUUACUUUUGGUGAGUUCACAAUGGUCGUUCAAUAAUUUUGGUCAUGGCAACAAGCUGCCAUUGUGUAAUAAGUGUCGUUUGUAUAGUUCCGACUGAAGUAGAUACUGUACAAAUUACUAAUACAAGGAAUAGUUUCAUUUGUAAAUUCUUGAAUUUUUGGUUCAGAUAUAGAUUGUUUCAAACUUUGGAUUCCUCUUA